CGCAAGUUAAACACACUUUGAAAGGUACCCACAUCCUUCCAUUAUUAGGAAAAACAAUAAUGGUACUCUGUUUUUACAAAGUCAACUAUCCUUUUCAACCUCGUAGUAGUUGCAGUUGCAGUUCUUCAAAAUGAUUAUAUCAUCUACCUUUUACAUAAUUCCAACCCAGAAGCCACGUCUCAAACAAACCCAUUCUUUCAGAUUCCGAAACAACACAGUUUUUCGUGUAAACUGUGUUUGACUCAAGAGGAAGAAGACAUGAUGAGUGGUUCUCCUUCUCCAAAUUCAAAACAGAGAACAUGCGACUAUUGUGGGGACUUCACGGCUCUUCUGUAUUGCAGUGCCGAUUCUGCGAAGCUAUGUUUCUUCUGUGACCGCAAAGUUCACUCCCCAAACCAGCUUUUCUCCAAGCACACGCGAGCGCAGCUCUGUGAUUCGUGUGGAGAUUCCCCUGCUUCGAUGCUCUGUUCUGCAGAGAACUCUGUUCUUUGCCAUAACUGUGACUGCGAAAAGCACAAACAUUUGGCGUCUGAAGUGCACCAACGAAAACCCCUCGAGGGGUUCUCGGGGUGCCCUUCUGUGACUGAGUUGUUAACGAUUCUUGGUGUUUCUGAAAAAUCUCUGCUUUCAAAUGAGGGGACUUCCCAGAUUGAUUACGACCUUUCGGAUUUGCACGUGUGGAGUGCUCCUUCUGUUAACGGUCUUGAAUAUUUGAUCACUUCCACAGCUUCUUCUCAUAAGAAUCGUAAGAGUGCGUUUGGGAGACACAAAGAAGAGAUUCUUAGUCAACUCCGUGAGCUAAUAAAGUUGGAGCCCGACUUGAUUCAUGGAGAAGUAGAUGCUGAGCGACAAGGGCAAUUUGGAAAUUUGCCUACUGGCUUUGAACGUGACGUGGAGGCUAGUAUGUUUCCUUCAUAUGAGGCAGGUGUGUUUUGUUGGCAUGGAGAAAGCAGUGAUCCUACAAAUCAAAUUGUUCCUUCCGAUACGUCAUCAUUGAGAGAUUUUGGCGAGGUAGUUUCAGCUGAAGAUGGAAGUUUUACCAUCCCUGGAACUGGAACUCAAGCCAAUUUUAACAACGAAGGGAAACCAUCAAACUCUUUUAACUCUGAAAACUUAUCUCCUACUCCUAAAGCUACUCCAUAUGAGUUAACAAGUCAUGAAAGAGAUUCAGCAUUAUUGCGAUACAGAGAGAAGAAGAAAACCAGAAGAUAUGACAAGCACAUCAGAUAUGAAUCACGAAAAGUUCGGGCAGAAAGCAGGAUGAGAAUUAAGGGUCGGUUUGUCAAAGAUGAAACACAAAAAUAACAGUACAUUACUAAUUACAUCACACCUGUAAUUCUCAGCUUUUGUCACAAUGUAUGCAACAUGUCUGUUGCACAACAUUUUGUUUAAUUAAAGUUUUUUAUGUUUUUCGAAUUGCUAGAUUAUAUAGAUAUCCUCUAAAAAACAGAUUAUAUAGAUAUAAAUUGUAAUUUGGCCCUUCUGUUCUUGAUUAAAUGGAAUUAGUGGCUGGCAAUUUUGAUUAUUUUCACA
Molecule: messenger RNA, 1533 nt
Organism: Glycine soja
Lineage: Eukaryota; Viridiplantae; Streptophyta; Magnoliopsida; Fabales; Fabaceae
Product: zinc finger protein CONSTANS-LIKE 13-like
Exons: 4
Coding region: 259-1305 (348 amino acids)
Molecular function (GO): protein binding; zinc ion binding
Source: RefSeq, a predicted model, not a curated record